This is a messenger RNA of Paramecium tetraurelia, 1512 nucleotides long. RefSeq lists its product as uncharacterized. The record is from RefSeq and is a predicted model, not a curated record. NCBI's taxonomy places the organism in Eukaryota, Ciliophora, Oligohymenophorea, Peniculida, Parameciidae. The transcript has 6 exons.
AUGUCUGAUUAAUUCGACUAGUUACAAGAGGGCAUUAUUCAAAAUGAUGUACCUGAAAAUAAGGACCAAGAGCUAUUCGAUUAAAUGGCCUCCAGAGAAUACAAUGAUAAAAAACACAAUUUCUAAGUUGAAGAAGAUGAUGGAGAAACUUAAGAUCAACCUGUUAGUGCUAUAUAGGAAGUCGUGAAGCCAGAAGAGAAAUAAAAGAACUCCUUUUCGAUUAAGAAAGCUGAAACAAAGAGAAUAGUACAUUAGGCAGCAUUAGAAAGAAAGACAGAAGCCUUCGAAUAAACAAAGAGUUUUGAACUUCAUAGAUCAAUAUAAAUCCUAUCGCAUAGACAAUUGGUGGAUUCUGUUUGGGCAAGAUUGCAGAAGGUUGUAGGUUCAUCCGAUGAGACUAUGAAAUUUUUAGUUUCAUUUAUGAGAUAAAGGAUUGAAUAAGAAGAAUUGCAAUUAAAAUAUUCCUAAACAGCUUCACUGAACAAGCUAUUUAAGGAUUUUGAUGGAAGGAUUAUGCAAUGCAACUAUCCAGAAUUUUCUAAGGCAGUGAGAACAAUGGAUUCUGCUAUGGAAAGACAAACAGAUUAAAUUAAAAUAUUUAUCACAUGGAUGCAAAACCAAACAAGAGAAAGAUUAGAAUAAGAAAUGAACAAUUUUACAAGUCAAAAUAGAGAAUUGGUCAAUUCAUAUAAUAGAUACAAGAAAACUUUAAUGGAUUUAGAUAAGGAUGUUGUCAAAUACUAUAGUAAAUAUGAUAAAAUGUACUAAAAUAUUACGAUUAAAGGAAAAAAACCAUAAAAGGACUUUUUGAGAGCUGAAUUAAAGUAUAAAUAGGCUGCUUCUAAAGUGAUAGUAUUUUAAAGAGAGUUUGGAACUUGGCUGUUAAACAGUUGGAAUGAAAUAAAAUAAUUAGAGACUUAAAGAUUAGAUUUGGUCACUCACACCUUAAUAGAGUUUUAAAAUUAAGUGAUGAAUGUAUAUGGUAAAAUUCCUUAACAUGAUUCCAUAAUUGGAGCAUUGAAUGCAGUUAAGAUUCAAUAGGAAGUGCAGAAUUUAUAUUCAUAUGAUUUCGUAUUGACAAAAUAGGAAUUAGAAUUUAUCUCAACUGAAUAACAAUAGGAAUUAAUAAAAUACUUUCAAAAUUUUUAAGUGAUAGAUAAAUAUGCUGAUCAAUCUCAUCCUUUAAUUCUAAAGCAAUUUUCUGCUUAAAGAGAUGUUGGAACUAUUGGUAAGACUUGGAUCGAUACUGGAAUUAUCAUCACAGUCGAUCACUACUUUCUCACCUUUGAUGGCAAGCCAACUAGGUUUUCGAAACCUGAAAAUAAGUAUCCUCUUGAUGGAAUGAAAAUGACUACUAGGAAUGCUUUAGAGUUAGAGAUUUAAUUUGUAAUCCCUGGGUUAGUGAUGGAUUCAAAGAAGAAGUUACUAAUUCAAUUCAAGACAUCUGAUGAAUUGGAGGAAAUUAUGUAUUUUCUAGAAACAGUUGGGCAAAAUAAAUUUGCUUUAAAUUGA